This is a messenger RNA of Cydia pomonella (codling moth), 4036 nucleotides long. RefSeq names its product trypsin Blo t 3-like. The transcript is spliced from 10 exons. Gene Ontology annotation, biological process: proteolysis. The record is from RefSeq and is a predicted model, not a curated record. Bases 752 to 2098 code for a protein of 448 amino acids. Lineage: Eukaryota; Metazoa; Arthropoda; Insecta; Lepidoptera; Tortricidae. Gene Ontology annotation, molecular function: serine-type endopeptidase activity.
GUCUGUCACUAGGCUGUAUCUCAUGAACCGUGAAAGCCAGACAGUUGAAAUUUUCACAGAUGAUGUAUUUCUGUUGCCGCUAUAACAACACAUACUAAAAAGUACGGAACCCUCGGUGGGCGAGUCCGACUCGCACUUGUCCGGUUUUUUUAGUAAAUACGAUGUUAAAUAUUUUAUAAUGGCUUUUCUCGUCGUUGCACAUAUGUUUCGGCUUUAGCAGGACACCGUGAAAACUAAUUUUAACUAGUGAAAUGCGUUUUCCCUAGUCAAAACUUGUUUAUGCUAAAAUGUAUUUUGAGAAACUAGUGAAAAAUAAUUUUGUUAAAUAUUUUCUUUAGUGAUUUGAUAUAUAAUUGACUAAAAUAUUCUAUAAACUUUAAGAUUUGUUCACGUACUUUGGGUGGUUUUAUACGAGCGUACGCGUAUGAGCGUGUAAGCUCGUAUAGACCAAAUGCAGAGUAAAUUAACGCGCGCGUAAACCAAAAACGGGGAAAUAUAUCGCGCGUAUAAAUACAAAACCGCCUAAACAACCGUACAUGCGCGUAAAAAUACCCUAGUCUGAAACCGCCCUUAUAUCCAAGAUUUUCAUACAAAUACAAAUUACAUACUCAUAUAAAUUAGGUUCUUCUUACCUUUCUUUUGAUUAUAUCCAAUCAAUCAAACAUUCAGUUAUGCAUAAAAUUGGAUUUCGAGUCAACUGAUUUCAUAUUGAAUAUGUAAGUUACUUAUAUACCUACACGAGUAAUUUUAUAUGACAAUGUUGAGUUUAUAUGUAUUGUUUUUUGUACUUGAUAAAUCUAACUCGGGUGUACUUCUCUCAACUACUUCUGCCGCAAACGCAACAACAAAGGAUUUUUUUGGAGAUACCAGGCGAAUCAUCAAAGGACAUGAAGUUUUUGACACCAGGCCAUACAUGGUUUACUUGCGGCCCACACUUACCCACAGCAACGUUGUAGACUAUAAUUGGCUAUGCGGCGGCGUUAUCAUUCAUGAAAAUUAUAUCCUCACCUCCGCAGCGUGCAUCGAAGACAUCAAGUACUUUUGGGUGGUCUCCGGGACGCACAAGUGGUUGCCACAGUCCCAGACAAAUACGUGUAUCAAAAACGGUGCCUUACGAGCGGUUUGGAAAUGUGUUCAUAGAACGUACCGAUUCGACGGUAAUGUCUUCAACAACAUACGUUGGAUGGUGAACGACAUAGCGGUCGUAAUGACUGAGGGUCCGAUUUCCUUCGCAAAGAGGGUGAAAGGCUGCGACUUCAUUCCACAGAAGAUCCAAUACAACAACAUAUCUAAAGAAUAUGAAGAGCCUGGAACCAAGGGAUUCAUCGCGGGAUGGGGUUCUCAAGAUCGAUAUACUGACGCUGCAGACAUAUUGGCCCGAACCAGCGUUAACUCUCCCUUGUUACUGGAAGCGGAAACUAUGAUAAUCACCAAGGAAAACUGCAAGCACCGCUGGCUGGCGCGCUACCACUCAAUCAUUGACAAAUACAUGAUCUGCGGAAAGCUGGCCCGUGGCGGCAAAAUGAGCGACACUUGUAAUGAGAAUCACGUAGAGUGCAGACAGCUAAUGUUCUCAGAGGAGGUGGGACCAAGAGUCAGGAGGUUCGAGGGGAACCCCGAUGAGUUCAUUCAGAACUCCGCAGCGGAAGUCAAGAAAAGAGAGCAGGCUAGAAAGAAAACGAGACGGAUGAACACGCGGACGGCAUAUGGAGGGUUUUGCGAGAAUGACCACGGUGGCCCGUUAGUGGUCGGGCGAGGAAAAUCUUCCAUAGUUGUUGGCAUCAUGUCUACAUACAAGGUUGAAAAUAACUCAAAAGUCUGCAAUGGACCUUUCCUUUAUACCAGUGUUUACAAUAACAGACAACUUAUUCAAUGUGCUAUUUACAAAGAAGAAGGAGUCGAUUGUGCGACCGUGUUAAGAGACGAAUCCAGCGUGCUAGAAGAGGAAACAUUUGAUUGGGGGAACAUUACACUCAGAUCUAAAACGGAAUAUGACGAGGAUGAAUACCCAGUUCAUCGCAGUCGCAACGACAACAAUAAUCCAUCGGGCGAGGAAACCACACUUGGAGAUACAGAAAGCUCACCAAGCGACACAUAAACAUAACAAUCAAAAUCGUAUUUUUAAUUAACAGCAGUAAAUAAUGUAAAAUGCAUAGACGAUAACAUAACGCAUACUAAAGCGCGCGGUAGUUUUAUGCGAUUAACGCGAUGCGUUUGCCGCACGCCCGUUUUACAUCAGAUAAUUUAAUUACCAUAUAUUGUUUACGCGGUAACCGCUGCGUUUAAGUGCAUUAUUACUUUACCUACAUUCCGUUAAGCGCAUGCGUUCAACGCUGCGUUUAUCGCAUUAAGACAACCGCACGCUUUGGUAAGAUAGAAACUACAAGCCGGGAACUAUGUUUUUUGCCAAUUAUUUAAUUUUCAGCUAUGAUUUAUUGAGAUAUUGUAAUAUUUUUGUGUUGCUAACUGUUAAUGGUUAGUUUUUUUUUUAUGUAAUAUAUAUCACGUGUAGGACUUAUCUGUAUGUGAUAUUUAUAUUUGAGUAUAAAAUAAAUAAAUAAAUAAAAUAUACUCAUUUUUUAUUAUAAAUAUUACGAAAAUUAUUGAAACAGCUAGUAUUUUUUUUAUACCACGACCUGCCACAGCAUUCACAGCACGCGCGUUGCCGAUCCUACAAGUUUACAAGGCAUACAUAAUUAAAUCGUUUUCAUUGAACAAUACACAUCCAAAAUAAAAUGUUCAUACUGUUACAUACUAAACACCUUUGCUAAACACACACUAAUUAUAUUACUUUAACAGCUCUAAUGCGAAGUUCGAGAUUUAUUUACUUAUCAUUGCUACUGGUAACGCUCUCUAUUAGCGAAUAGCAGAUUUAAACAGGUGCAGUUAAACCAGCGAUACGCCAGCGUCAUCUGUGAGAAAUUUAUAGAAACAGAAAGUUUCCUAGGAAAAAUUCCAUAGAACGAAAACUAGGGUGAGUAAAUUUAACUUAGUUCAGCUAUUUCACGGUAGAUGGCAUUUAAAUCAAAUUUUGUAGGUAGGUACAUCACAUCAAAAAAUGGGAAUAAUGGAAACCUAUUAAUAUAAGCUUUCGUUGCCUGGCAGUUUGUCCAUCGGUCAGCAGGUCCAAGAACCUAAUAGGUGGACAAUAAAAACUUUCACAGAUGUUGCUAUUUCCAUGAAAACAUUUUUUACACUUUUUAUUUUUAUUUUUUCAAAAGUCCCCGUUCUUUAUUGGUCAUUAAGUAUUAUGUGUUGUUUAAUAUAUAAUUAUUAUUACCACAGUCAAUAAAUUUGAGGUUUGUAUGUGUAACCGCUAUAGAUACCUACCUUUAAAACGUCUCUAUAGGUAGAGCCAACUGAACGACCUCUUAAAAAUACCAAAAAUGAAUUUUAUAGGGUCAUUAAUUUUUUUUUUUACAAAAAUACAUUCUUAAAAAAUGUCAACUAUCUACCUACUCGUAUAACGGAGAUAGAGCCAGCUGACAAACGGACAGACGAAGGUCAGAGUAAGCUAUAAGCAAUAAGUUUCCGAUUAUAAUUUAUCUUUUGGGUAUGGAACCGUAAAAAAUCAUUUAAGAAUUAAGUGCAAAAUUAUAUUCUUACAAAAACCAUUUCAUUUUCUGUUCGUAUUGUAUCACCAUUGCGAUUUAAAAUAUACAGAAACUAGCUUUUUCCCGCUACUUCGUUCGCAUAACAUUAGAAUGUGAAGUAGCUAUGCCACGCUCGUACUUUCGCGUGGAUGCACACUUAGCAUGGACGGAAUGUAGAAUUUGGUGGUUAAUAAUAAGACGGGCAUAUGUGACAGGUACUUAAACAUUAUUUAAUCUGAACAAAGGUUUACUUCUUUACAGGGAAAAACAAUUAAAAAACGCCAUGGGCAUAUUUAUCGUAUUUAAUAGAAGGCAAAUAAAAUAAGUUCAGAUAGAUAAGGAUGUCUUAAUACCAUGGAACACCAAAUUUCAGAAUGGGUACGUGUCCAGUAGAUAAGAAGUCAUACACAAUAUUAUGCCUCUUAUUCUCUUAUUCGUAAAAU